UUUGGCCCUAAGUUGUUGAUUUAAAGAUAAGAAAAUUAAACAAACAUUUGAGCAAAGAGUACUUUGAUUGAUUUCAGUGUUCAUAAUAUAUUUAAUAAUAAAUUUAGGUACAGCUACUACUCGACUACCUCUCUUUUAAAAAAAGGCCAGUGAAUCCUCUAAUAUUGUAUCAAGGCCAUGUUUUUAUCUUGUAUACAAUAAAAUGUUGAGAAUAUUUUUAAAUGAUGUUAUGUUCAACUGACAAACGAUCAUUUGUUCAUUUGCUUUAGAACUAUAACUAAUGCAACACUGGUAGUAAAUUUUGGAUUCAUAAUCCUUGUUUCACAAUAAAAAUAUUGAUAAUAAAUUCUAAAUUAAUUUUUUUAAUAGGUCGAGUGAUUUAUUUUAUAAGUUAACUACUUGUUAAUACCAAUAAUAAUGGCUGUUUUUGCGUGGUGGAACAUAAUUAUAAGUAUUUGUUUAAUUGGUAAAAUAACAAGUUUAAGUGUUAUAAGUGACAUAAAUGAAUUCAUUAUCGAAGGAGAUACAGCAAUCAUGAAUUGUCGAUAUAAUUAUAAAAAAGACAAAGCUGUUCAUAAGAUAGAAUGGUUCAAGGAUGAUAAAUUAUUAUAUCGAUAUUCUCCGUGGAAUUCAACGAAUACUGAAGUGUUCAAUCACUUAAAUUUAAGCCUCGAAGUCAACAAAUCGGAUCCUCAGCGUCUAUUCAUAAAAAAUGUGACCCAAGAUUUUAGUGGUACAUAUAUGUGUUCAAUGAAAAGUGAAAGAAUUAGUUCAUCUGCGAGCGUUCCAAUGAUAGUUUUGCAAAAAGACAAUGCAGUUUUGAAAGUCGAAAAAACUUAUUAUUUAGUUGGUAAAAAGCUUCGGGCAAAAUGUAUAUCACCAACUACUUUGUUUCCAAUUAAUAUUACUUGGUUUGUAAACGACCAAGAGAUAUCUAAUAACAAACCAUUAACACUUCGUGUUCCUAAUGAGUUUAAGACAUAUUCGUCUUUAGAAUAUGACGUUUUAUCUACUAAUCAGUUGAAAAUACGUUGUGUAUUCAGUUAUUUUAAUAAAAUCCAUUCUGAUGUGGAAGUAGUUGUCAACAAAAAUAUUUAUGAUAUGAUGUCAUCUGUUAAUGAAGAAUUAUCUGAAGUAAAAUCAAUAGUUCAGAAAUUAAUUCUUGAUCAACAAAUUUCAAAAACUUGAAGAGAAAGUAUUAAAUAUUCACUCAUUUAUUUAUACUAAAUUACAAUAAUAGUUUAAAAUAAUUACACGUUUAUAAAAUAAAAAAUGUUAUUCAUUAUGUACUUUGUAUGAAAAAAUAUAAAUAAAGUUGAAAAAUAUGAAAAUUAAUUUAAAUUAUAUUAAAACUACAAUCAAUCCGAAAUUUUCUGAUAUUAUUAUACAGGUUUGAUAAAUUUUAAACCUGGAAGGGAGUUAUGAACAUGAUUAAUCCUAAUGUAAUAAUUAUAUCGAGAAUUUUUUUGUUAUUUCUUAUUGUAAUAAAUUUCUCAAUAUAUAUAUAUAAGUUUAUUUUCCGCAAGAGUCA
Messenger RNA from Daktulosphaira vitifoliae (grape phylloxera), 1531 nucleotides. RefSeq names its product junctional adhesion molecule-like. Lineage: Eukaryota; Metazoa; Arthropoda; Insecta; Hemiptera; Phylloxeridae. The record is from RefSeq and is a predicted model, not a curated record. The transcript has 7 exons. The coding region runs from base 418 to 1188 and encodes 256 amino acids.